Molecule: messenger RNA, 897 nt
Organism: Argentina anserina (silverweed cinquefoil)
Lineage: Eukaryota; Viridiplantae; Streptophyta; Magnoliopsida; Rosales; Rosaceae
Exons: 3
Coding region: 1-897 (298 amino acids)
Biological process (GO): meristem maintenance; meristem development
Source: RefSeq, a predicted model, not a curated record
AUGAGCAUAGAAGACGUUAAGAAGAGGGUCGACAAGUUCGACGGCAAUGACUACAGUAUAUGGAGGUCACAAAUCGAGGAUUACCUGAGUAUGAAGAAGCUUGCGAAGACUUCAAGCGGCAAGCUCCCAAAAGAGAUGAAGGAAGAAGUCUCUGUUUUUAGCCCUCUUGAAAGCAAAGAGUUGAGAGAAGUAGAAGCCAAGCUUGAGAAAGAGCAGAUGGGACUUUACGAUUACAAAGUUGGUCGUAAUACUGUUCGCACAAAUGUAUGGAGGAAGAAAUUUAUGAAGAGUGUGAGUGAAGUGGAGCAUGAAGCAUUCCUUGUUCUGGUUGUUCAGCUAUCUAAGGGUACCCAGAUUGCGCUUGCCCCUGCCAUUCUUGCACACAUUGAUAGAAAUUUGAGUCUGCUCAAAAGGACAAUUGUAGAUUCAUCUAAAUUGAAUGACAGGGAUCAUGUUGUGAAACUUGUGCUCAAGUCGCAAUUUCAAUCAGUACAGGUUUGGAUGUGGGAAAUAUUUCUGGAACUUAGGGCAAAUCAUAAUGUGAUUAACUAUACGGAGCCUAGAUUGGCUAGAUGGCAUAAAGUAGAUGGACUCAAUGUUAAAGAUCUAAGGAGGGUUUUAGACUUGGAUGGAGAAGGUUUCAUGUGGCGUCCUUAUGCUAUGGCCAUUAACAUUCCAAAGUACUAUGUUGAAAAGGAAGAGUGGGCCUUAGUUGGUCCAACCUUGGAUGACGAACUACUGGAAUUUGUUAUGUCUUUGAGGGUGACUAAGAUAGUUGGAUUUGGUACUAAACAACAAUACUUUCCACAUAGAGUGGCUAUGCAGUUUGGAUAUGAUCAAGACAUCCUGGAUUUUGUUGCUCUAUUGAAUUCCAAUUUUAAUGAUACGUGGAAUUAG